This is a messenger RNA of Colletotrichum phormii, 921 nucleotides long. RefSeq lists its product as uncharacterized. Lineage: Eukaryota; Fungi; Ascomycota; Sordariomycetes; Glomerellales; Glomerellaceae. The record is from RefSeq and is a predicted model, not a curated record. The transcript is spliced from 4 exons. Bases 333 to 884 code for a protein of 183 amino acids.
UGCCCAGUCCUAAUGCGUUCGUCGCCACUACGACGCCCUCGGCCCCGUUGCUUUGACGCCACGCCUCGAGCCGAGCCGUCUUGCCCUCUGUCGAGUCGACGUCGCUGAAGAACGUGGCGCACCCCAGCACUGAUCCUAAACGCUCUACCCGCUCGAUUGACGUGGCGUAUACCACCGCCUUGCCUCGCCCGCCGCUGGCCAGAAGCUCACGUACCCACUGGACUGCUACCCGGCAUACCUCGGCCUCAACCGUGUCAAGUGUCUUGAGCGCCGCGUCAUCUUCGUCUUGUUCUGCGCCACCGUCGUCCUCGUCACUGAUCCUGUCGCUUGCUAUGACGACGGAAUAUCCUAUGUUCUUGCGCGUCGUUGCUGUUCGGAACAUGCUUACACGACUUGCCUCUAGUCGCAUCGCGUGGAAGAAUACUACUUCGUCCCUUAGCGUAAGCGUCGCUAUUAAGUAUAUCUACUCGUUUAUAACGACGCGGUCUAGCGCCUACCUCCUUUCUAGCCGUACGAUAAAGUCUCUAAACCCCUUUAUAACGGCUAACUCGACCUGCGAUAUGAUCCCCGCCUUGACGUAUCGCCUAUGCAGAUCCGUCCGCAGCGCUACCAGCGGCGUCACAACCACCGUCACCCCGUCCGGCGAGCAGAACGCCGGCAACAUGAACGAGACGCUCUUGCCGCCGCCCGUCCCCAUUACCUACACGAUCGGCGUAUACCCGCUGGCGAUGGCGAGCACCGCUUCUCUCUACUUCUCGAACCGUCGGAGCCUCGCCUCGAGCCGUGGCCCUUCGUACGCCUCCGUCUUUUUCCUCUUAUAUCCCGCGGAGUCCUAUUUCGACUCCGAAUCCUCGGCGCCGAACCUUAAAAACCUAUACUACUAACGGCUAACUCUACGGAACUAUUAUUACCUCGCCGCGA